Molecule: messenger RNA, 4759 nt
Organism: Acinonyx jubatus (cheetah)
Lineage: Eukaryota; Metazoa; Chordata; Mammalia; Carnivora; Felidae
Product: olfactory receptor 6C6-like
Exons: 1
Coding region: 1570-2508 (312 amino acids)
Biological process (GO): G protein-coupled receptor signaling pathway
Cellular component (GO): membrane
Molecular function (GO): G protein-coupled receptor activity; olfactory receptor activity
Source: RefSeq, a predicted model, not a curated record
GGGAGCAGCAGAAAGAGAGGGACAGAGAGGAUCCCAAGGAGGCUCCACACUAUCAUGAACUGUGAGAUCAUGACCUGAGCCAAAAUCAAGAGUGGGAUGCUUAACCAACUGAGUCAUCCAGGUGUCCCAAAGAAAUUCAGUUCUAUGGUUAAAGCAAUUCACAGUUUUUAUUUCCUUCCUUCUUUCUUUUGGUUGUUAUUGUUUUUAUUUUAUAUUUUACAUACAUGCCCCCUGACACUAGUCUUAGGGGGCAUUAUUUUUUUUUGUAAUUUUAAUUAAUCCCCGUGUGUCUCUUAUGAGCAAAAUGAUAAAACUGUGGCUCUAAUUGUUAGCACACAAUUUGAAGCAAGAAUUCUUUGUUACAAAAUUCGGGUUCCUUUCAUAUGGGAAACUUCCUAAAACAUCUUUCUAUUUAGAGCAUUGCAUUUUCACUUAGAAUUUUUAUGGAGAUAUUCUCCUUCAUUUUAAUAUAUAAGAAAAGAAGACAGAAAAUGAAUCUUAUCUGGCCUGAAAGAGGAUUUUAACUGAAUUAUUUGUAAUGUCUGGGUCAUUUUAAUGAGCGUGAGUGAAAGUGAAAGAUAUUAAAAGAUGCAGAUAAUUUCCAGAAUACAUAUCUGUUUUAGAAUUCUUCUCCAGAAAACCUUUGGAAUUAAAUUUCCUCUUAAAAUAUUGAAUUUUUUUAUAAUAUUGUAAGAGAGAAAAUACUCAUAUUUAUUUUUUACUCCUGUUUUUACCAUAUUCCCACAGGGAGAAAAGUAUACCAAUGUAUCCAAGAUAUGGUAAGUCAUUUAUAAUUAGCAAUAAAUAUCUAGAUCAUAUAUAAAAGCAAUUCUGCAAGUACAAGUCAGAUAAUAUCCAUUGACUUUAGAACUGUCAUAGAUUUUUCUAUUUUCAUGCAGAUGCAAUAGUCAAAACUUCCUGAUUAAAUGCAACUAAUAUGAGAAGAUUGAUGUGUUUGAAACCAAAGAAAAAUAAUAAAGUGAAAUGAGAUGAAGGAACAAUGGGGAUGUACUACAUCGGGACAAAAUAAUUAAUGAAUAUUAAUUAUUAGAAUAUUUCAAUCAUAUAAAAAUAUGUAAUUGUCAUUAUUUCUAUAUUUCACAUAUUUUUUAAGUGUUUUAGUGAGCUAAGGACUUUUGAAUAAACGCUGUAAGUUGACAUUGGUACAGUUUUCUAGAUGUUAUAAGUAUUUUUUCAAUAAUUUAUAAGAUAUACAAAGAAAAUACAUUUAAAGUCAUACUUAUAUUUACUUAGAACAUUUAAACAGAAUUCAGCUCAUCUGGAGAUGAUCAGCUCAAAUUUAAAUUAUCUUUCAAUUGCAAAUAGGGAAAAAGAAAAAAUUCAAUACUGUUAUAACUGUGGCUCAAAUGGAACAAUCAGAGGCUGCAUAGGUUGAUCUAUGCUAUAAUUUUAAGUAUCAUCUGUCUUGUUAAAUUGGAUCAACCUUUUAAACUUGUUUACAUUUCUGACUAUGUUUAUCUUUCUGUCUGUAGUUUUUUAAAAAAAAUUUUCUUCUUUCCACUUUUGGGGUUGUUUUCCUAUGUCUAUUUCAUAGGACUCAAAUCUGAAAUGAGGAAUCAGUCAAGAGAGAUGGAGUUCAUUCUCCUAGGACUGACCAAUGACCCACAACUGCAAAUUGUGAUUUUUGUAUUUCUCUUUCUAAAUUAUGUGUUGAGUGUAAUGGGGAACUUAUCCAUCAUCCUUCUUACCUUGCUAGAUCCUCGCCUCAAGACUCCCAUGUAUUUUUUCCUCCGAAAUUUCUCCUUCUUGGAAGCUUCAUUGACAACAGUCUGUAUUCCCAGAUUCCUGAUAAGCAUCGUGACUAAAAACAAAACAAUAUCCUAUGAUAGUUGUGCAUCUCAGUUAUUCUUUUUCCUCUUAUUAGAAAUUACAGAAUUUUACCUACUGGCUGCCAUGUCUUUUGACCGUUAUGUAGCAAUCUGCAAACCCCUACAUUAUCCAGUGAUUAUGAACAACAAAGUGUGUUACCAACUUCUAUUCAGUUCAUGGACAUCAGGCUUUCUAUUUACAUUUCCACCAUUGGCCUUGGGACUGACAUUGGAAUUCUGUGCUUCCAGAGUAAUUGAUCAUUUCAUGUGUGACAUUUCCCCUGUGCUGCAGCUUUCUUGCACUGACACUCAUUUCCUGGAAUUAUUUUCAUUUGUCUUAGCUAUUUUAACACUCCUGGUCACAUUGCUGUUAGUGAUUCUUUCUUACACAUAUAUUAUCAAGACCAUUCUAAAAAUCCCCUCUGCUCAGAAAAGAACAAAGGCUUUUUCUACUUGUUCUUCUCAUAUAAUUGUGGUCUCCCUUACUUAUGGUAGCUGUAUCUUUAAUUACAUAAAACCAACAGCAAAGGAAAGGGUGACUUUAUCCAAAGGUGUAACUGUUAUCUAUACCUCAGUUGCCCCUUUAUUAAACCCUUUCAUUUACACUCUAAGAAACCAGCAAGUGAAACAAGCCUUCAAAGAUAUACUCCAAAAGAUUUUCUCUUUUUUCAAAAAAUGAAAAGAAACUUUAAUUUUUAAAUCUUGGAGAAACAAGUAAAUAGAAAUGUUUACUCAUUUCAUAAGUUAAUUUAACCUGCCCUUCAAUUAGUUAACCUGACAAUAUUUUAACCAGAGCUUUCAGCACAAUACAUCUAUCCUUUCCUGUUUCUCUUUAUGAUUAGCAUUCCUUUCUGUGCCUCAGCAGGAGUCCUCUCUUUAGUUAACAACACAAAUGUUAAAUUUCAUUUACUUUACAAAACAUGGUACUGACCUCCUCAAAAAAAAAAGUAUUAGAUAUUCAUCAUAAGAAUGUUAUCAAUUAUACAGACAUCAAUAUAACAACAUGCGCUACCACUGGGGCUCUAGGAAAUUCUUCAAAUGUCAUUCCAAUAUUUUCAACAAGGCAAGAAAAAAAGGCAGGCUUCAAAUCAUAAAAGGCUCAUAUGUCCUAAAAUGCACCAGGACUUUAUCUGGUAGGUCUAGAGACCUAAAAAUCUGGAGUGAAUAAGAAUCACACACCUGGUUAGCUUUUUUUAAACAAAGUCAAUGUUCUUAUCCCUAAAAUGUCUUUUCAAUUUGUCUGGAUUGAUGUAUAGAAACAUGGACUGUAGCCGAUUCUGAUGCAUGUGGCUCCAAUGAGAGUUUUAUUUCUUGUUGUUGUUUUUUUUUUAAUGUUUAUUUAUUUUUGAGAGAGAGACAGAGAGCAGAGAAGGGGCAGAAAGAGAGGGAGACAGGAGCCAAAGUGGCUCCAUGCUGACAGCAGAGAGCUGGGGCAUCCACAAACCCUAAGAUCAUGACCUGAGCUGGAGCCAGAUGCUUAACUGACUGAGCCACCCAGGCACCCCGAGAGUUUUCUUUUUUAAUAUAAGAACCUAUGCAAGUAGAUUUUUAUUUUUAAAGACUGCUAUGUUAAACAUAUUGAGGAUGGGUUUUUGGAUGUUGGAGUCAGGAAGACAAGUUAGAGGGCUAAUAUUUUAAACGAAAUGAGUUUUCUGAGAGUUGAAAUGCAAUAGAGUCAAUGAAUCUGAAGCUCCAGGUGAUGGUUCCAGGGAUAUUUAGGAAAACAAACUGAGCCAAACUGUUGAACAUUUGGAUAUAUGGCAUAAAUGAAAACAGACUUUUUGUGUCUUCCUUGGACUUUCCUUCUGCCCACUCCUGCAUGUACUCACUCAUAUAUUUAAUUCUUUUAAAGAAGGGAGCAUUACUGAUACCCUGUCAGAUUUUUUAAAAAUGACCUUCAAAGAAAUCCCUGAAAUAUAUAGAGUCCCAUAUUGAAUAUAAUUUUCCAUCAGAGAAACAUGAGUGAAAAAAUCACUAAGGUAUUUAAUGCUGUAACUACUAUGCAUGUGGCCCUGAAAAGAAAAAAAUUAAGUUCAGGUUUGUGUUCUGAUUUAUUUUACUAUUUUAAGCCUGCACUGUUAACCAUCUUCUUUUCUAUGGCAAUUAGAAGGAAAUAACCUCAAGUUAUUAUAUUCUAGGCCCCCAAGCUUUCUAAUAAGCUCUUUAAAAACUACUAGGCUCUUAUUAGAUAUGGUUUGUGAGUAUUUUUUCAGUCGUUGGGUUGUUGUUUCACUUUCUUGAUAGUGUACUUUGGCCACAAAAGUUUUAAUUUUGAUGAAGUCAAAUGUAUUUAUUUAUUUAUUUUAUUUUGUUACUGGUGCUUUUGGUGUCAUAUUUGAAAAAUCAUUGCUUAAUCCAAAGUUGCAAAGAUGUAUAUUUAUCAUUUAUUUUAAGAAAUUUAUAGUUUUAGAUCUUAUAUGUAGGUCUUUGAUUUCUAUUGAGUUAAUUUUUGUGUAUGGUUUGAGGUACAGAUUAAAGUCACAUUUUGCAUAAAAAUGUUCAGUUAUCAUUAACAUGAUUUGUUGAAAAGGAUAUUAUUUCCCCAUUAAUAAUCUUGGCACCCUUGUGAAAAAUCAAUUAACCAUCCAUGUAUGGGUCUAGUAUAGGAUUCUCAGUUCUCUUCCUUUGAGCUAUGUUUAAUUGCUAUUUCAGUAUCUCACUGUCUUGAUCAAAGUAGUUUAUAUUAAGUUUUGACAUUAGAAAGUAUUACUUUCAAUUUUGUUCCUCAUUUUCAAUACUGUUUUGAUUAUUCAGGGUCCUUUGAAAUUCCAGAUGAAUUUCAGGAUUAGCUUGGCCAUUUAUGCAAAAAGAGCAGUUGAAAUUUUAAUGAGGAUUGCACUGAUUCCAUAGAGUAGAUAAGUUUGGGCAAUAUUGCCAUCUUAAUUAACAAUGUCAAAUCUACUAUCCAGUAACAUGGGAUGCCUUUAUUU